CGUUGCCAGCAACUCGCACCACAGUGACGAUUCAGCGAGUACGGUCCUCCUGUCAACUAAAAUAACAAGGCCAUCUAUAUUGCUGAUUCGCCAGUAUUUAAGCGUAUCAAUUAAUUCUUCUUUUUACUACAAUGGACGCCUCAUCUGCCCAGGUGAAGGUCGUCUUCACCACCAACGAGGAAGACCUCGUCCUCCCAGAGUCCAAGAGACAACUGCUCGUGCCAGCAGAUAUCAAGCGCUAUGGCCUCUCUCGCAUCUUAAACUCCGAGUCGAUGCUGGACACUUCAUCGCCAGUCCCUCUCGAUUUCCUCGCCAACGGCACCUUUCUGAAAACGAGCAUUGAAGAAUACCUCAAGUCAAACGGCCUGUCUCAGGAAACAACAUUGACUCUGCAAUACGUUCGCAGUCUUCUCCCUCCCGUCUACGAAGCCAGCUUUGAGCACGACGAUUGGGUUAGCGGCGUUGAUGUCCUGUCAUCGACUUCGCCCGCUGGUCUGCUUGCUGGAGAUGCUGCCGUGAAUGAGCGGGUUGCCAGUGCCUCUUAUGAUGGGCUUGUGAGGAUCUGGAAUCCCUCCGGAACGGCAAUUGCCGUCUCUGCUGGUGGUAAAGGCGAAGGACACACCCAGCGCAUCAACGCUGUGCGAUGGCUGUCACCGACUCAGCUGGCGUCGGCUGGUUUGGACCGAAAAGUCGUCGUCUGGGAUUACAAGGAAGCAGAUGAUGGCUUCUCCGGAACCCUCAAGCCCAACAUGGAACUUUGGGGCCACGGCAAGAACAUCAACAGCAUUGAUGUCAACGGUUCCACCCGUCGCAUCCUGACAGCCUCCUCGGACGGUCGCGUUGGCUUGUGGUCCGCCUCCAAGAGGACGGCGCCCCAGGCCGACCCCGAAUCACUCCCCUCAGCCCACAGCACCAAGCGAGCCAAGCUGUCCAACGCCGGCUCUACCGCUCAGCGUGGACCCCUUGCAAUGAUUCCUCUGCACGACGAGGCCGUCACUGCCGCCGUCUUCCAUCCCAAGGACUCGACCGUCGCCUACUCUGCGUCCUUGGACCACACGGUCAAGACGAUCGAUCUUACAACACAGCGAGAGGUGUCUCGCCUAACCACUAUGCACCCCAUUCUUUGCGCAACGGCACUGCCCGGUGCAUCGCUGGUGGCCGCUGGUUCUUCGGCACGACACAUCACCCUGCUGGACCCUAGGGAGUCUGCUGCCGCAACCGCCGCCAUGACCCUCCGAGGCCACGUCAACAUGGUUGUUUCGGUGGCUCCCUCCCCGGAAAACGACUACUCGCUGGUUUCUGGCUCACACGACAGUACGUGCCGCGUCUGGGAUCUGCGUAGCGUCCGGCUCGCGUCGUCCGAAGAGGGCGGCGGCAGCGUUAGCGAACCAGUCUACACCAUCGGAAGAGAGUGGUUGAAGGGCAAGAAGCUGCCUCCUGCUGGAGACGGCGCCAAGGUGUUGAGCGUGGUGUGGGACAAGACAUGGGGAAUCGUGAGCGGAGGAGAGGACAAGAAGGUUCAAAUCAAUCGGGGCAACGGGCUGCUGGCUUCAUAGAUGUAAAUUUCCUUAGAAUCGUGUCUCAAAUUUGAAUAUACCAAGGCUACAAUAUUAAUCUACACGCUAAGUCUAUCCGUUGCUACUUCUUGUCUUGUUGCAUUUCCGUUUGCUUCGUUUCCUCGUUGUCUCGCUUCAGCUCUUUUACUGCUUUUGAACACUCUUGAACGAAGGACCUAAACUUGUACAUGUACGGCUUCUCAAGGUCUAUAUGGCACACCACUUCCUUGUGUAGUCUGGGUGCAGGAUAGGGAAGCUUCUCCGUCUGUAUCGCAUCUACAAUAUACGCCGCAACAGUGGUAGUUAGCAGCGGUGGGUCUCUUAAGAGCGCAGCGAUAUCGGCAGGACAAAGGUCUUCAUUCCGAUACCAGAUGUAGUACGCCCUGAGGCGGACAGGGGUUGUGAUCGGCCAAGUCGCAUUGGCAGCAGUAUAGGCCUCGUUAUAUGCCUUCAUUUCUGCCUCGGCCGCAAUGAUCCGCGCGUCUCUAUUGUCUUGGGCCUUUGGCGGGCGUGGUCUCGAUCUUGCCUUUGCAGGCUUUGGGGCCGAUUCGCCCGAGGCUGAAGCUUCUGUGGCUGGAAUCUUCGAUAAGGAAGUUUCUGGUGAUUGAGUUUUGGGUUUGCGAUCUCUAGGCUUGGGAGCUCUAGGUUUAGGUAUGGAAG
Messenger RNA from Trichoderma virens Gv29-8, 2216 nucleotides. RefSeq lists its product as uncharacterized. The record is from RefSeq and is a predicted model, not a curated record. The coding region runs from base 132 to 1556 and encodes 474 amino acids. NCBI's taxonomy places the organism in Eukaryota, Fungi, Ascomycota, Sordariomycetes, Hypocreales, Hypocreaceae. Gene Ontology annotation, biological process: ribosome biogenesis. Gene Ontology annotation, cellular component: preribosome, large subunit precursor. Gene Ontology annotation, molecular function: protein binding. The transcript has 2 exons.